AUCAUCAUGGACCCUACCAAGGCGCAGACGGCGGCUACUUUUGCUCAUCUCAAGAAAGACAAAGCCAACAAGGCAUGCUUCGAUUGUGGGGCAAAGAAUCCUACUUGGUCAAGUGUCACUUUUGGUAUUUAUCUCUGUCUUGAUUGUUCUAGUGUACAUAGGAAUCUCGGAGUCCACAUUUCUUUCGUACGAUCAACGAACCUGGACUCGUGGAAUUUGCAACAACUCCGAACUCUCAAAGUCGGAGGUAAUGCUUCCCUAGCCGAUUUCUUCACUAAACACGGAGGGUCGAGUCUUCUUCCACCUGGAAACUCUGACGCGAGGACGAGAUAUACCAGUAGACAAGCUGGUUUGUACAAGGAAGAAUUAGCCCGGCGUGUGACGGAGGACGCUAGGAAAUAUCCACACGGUAUUCAUGUCGAUGGUCUCGAACUCACUCCACUUGCUUCACCAGCCAAAGCUGACAAUCCCGAUGACUUCUUUUCCACAUGGGACAAAGCUCCUGUCUCCAAACCUGCCACUCCUGUCCCAUCUGCCAAAUCAACUCCACCCCCUUCCAUAGGAGUUGUCAAACCUUCACGCACAGUCACUUCCUCUGCUCUUCGUGCUCAACCCAACGCUCGACCUGCCGUGACUCCCAGACUAUCCGCUAGUGGUACCGCCCCUUCGUCCGGUGCGAAGACCUCCAAACUCGGUGCCAAGAAAGCUGCCACAUCUAUCAACUUUGAAGAAGCUCAGAAGAAGGCGCAAGAGGAGGCUGAACGGAUCAAGCGAUUGGGAUAUGAUAAGAUGAAAGAGGAGGAAGAAGCUAAAGCUUUGAAGGAACGUGAAGCUGAGGAAAGACGGAAAAAAGCUGCAGUGGGAGAAACGGUCAGUAGGACUACCACACCUGCUAAUGGUACGGUGAGAAAGGAUGAUAAACCUGUGCCGGUCAGAUUGGGCUUUGGACAAACAGCAGGUGUGGCAGCGCCUGCCGUGGCGAAACCACGAGCUGAGGUCGCGGAUGAACCACACGCUGCCAGAGACCGAUUCGGGAAUCAGAAAGGUAUCUCCUCCGACAUGUUCUUCAACCGGGGAUUACAUGACCAAUCAGCCUCUGCUGAAGGUCGUGAACGUCUACAACAAUUCGCCGGAGCCACCGCCAUUUCUUCCAACCAAUAUUUCGGUAGACCGGAGGAAGACGACGAAGCCGAUCGUGAUGGUGCGGGAGAUAUCCUCGGUUUGGGCGAUAACGAGACUAUCCAGGGGUUGGAGAGAGGUAUAAGGGAUUUGGCUGGGAGGGUCAUGGCUAAUCCUGAUGUUCAGAAUUUGGGUGAUCAGAUCAGGCAAGGGGCUUUGAAGCUGAGCGAUUUCCUCUCUUCCCUCGAAGGGCGCUAG
Messenger RNA from Tremella mesenterica DSM 1558, 1377 nucleotides. RefSeq lists its product as uncharacterized. NCBI's taxonomy places the organism in Eukaryota, Fungi, Basidiomycota, Tremellomycetes, Tremellales, Tremellaceae. Gene Ontology annotation, biological process: COPI coating of Golgi vesicle. The transcript is spliced from 7 exons. The record is from RefSeq and is a predicted model, not a curated record. The annotation marks the transcript as partial. Gene Ontology annotation, molecular function: GTPase activator activity.